Molecule: messenger RNA, 566 nt
Organism: Maniola jurtina (meadow brown)
Lineage: Eukaryota; Metazoa; Arthropoda; Insecta; Lepidoptera; Nymphalidae
Gene: mRpS16
Product: probable 28S ribosomal protein S16, mitochondrial
Exons: 3
Coding region: 110-502 (130 amino acids)
Biological process (GO): mitochondrial translation
Cellular component (GO): mitochondrial small ribosomal subunit; ribosome
Molecular function (GO): structural constituent of ribosome
Source: RefSeq, a predicted model, not a curated record
GCUUAGGUAACGUCACUGUCAAAUCUAACUGAUAAUUAUUUUAAGGUUAUUUUGGUUAUUAUUUAAUUAUUUAUAAAUAUAAUCCUUGAUAAUUUUAAUAAUUACAACAAUGCCCCUGCCUCCGGCAAGCGGUACAGGACGCUACUUCGCUAGAGCUGCGAAAUCCAUUCGACUUAUACGCCAAGGGUGUACAAAUAGACCGUUCUAUCAUAUCUCGGUAAUUCACAGAAAAAGAAUCAACAGCCAACCUGUAAUAGAACAGCUGGGCUCCUACGACCCCAUGCCAAACAUUAACAAUGAGAAACUUGUGGCUUUGAAUCUGGAGAGAAUAAAGUUCUGGCUCGGACAGGGGGCACAUGUCACUAACCCGGUUGGUGAACUAUUAGGUUUAGCUGGUUUCUUCCCCAUCCACCCUCGGUCGUACAUGACAGCGUGGAGGAACAGAAGAGCAGAGAGGGAAAAUCAAGCCAAAGCUGAACAGCCUAAAGAGAGUACAAUAUGAGUUUAGUCUAUAAUUUAUUGUUACAUUGUAAGAAAUAUAUUAAUUAAAGUAGGUUUUAUGAAAA